CUUCUGCGCCCAGUCUGGCGAGGUCAGGACACGUCCGUGGCUUCCCCGUAGGCCGAUUGUUUUAACUAGCGAGGGACCCGCGCUCUAUGUGCCGGGUCCCUGUCCCCACGCAGGGCCUCCUUCUGUCCGGUCCGGGGCUGUUCCGACGUGAGGGCGGAGAUUCGGGGGCCUUGGGCCGCAGGAGACGCGCUCCCCAGCCCGCCGCGGCGCCCAGCCCCGGGCCCGGGGUCCUCAGCGGGGUCCUGGACGGUGCAGACCUGCCGGUUAUGCGCGGGCGAAUCCGCGCGGAAGGCCGCGCACGCCGGUUUCUGCGCCCCGGGCCGCGGCUUACCGGCCCCGGGUACCUGUGCUCCCGGGCGCGGCGUGGCGGAGGGCGGGCCGGCUGCGCCCAGCGUGCACUCCGGGAAGCCGUGCCCCUCGCGGGGGACGCGGCCCCGACCACCCCGGGGCGGGCAGGUGCGCGGUGCUCGGCCGGCGCUCCAGGUGCCCGAGUCCGUGGUUCACGGCGGGGGACCCGAGCCCGGCUGAGCCGGGCGGGGCUGGUACCGCGGACCCGAGGCCCCGCCCCCGGGGACCCCGCCCCCCAGGGCCCCUCCUGCGCAGCCCCUGCUCCCCGCCCUCGGACUCGGGCCCCGGCGGGCGGGGCCAACUGGGCAGGUUUUGUCCCCCGCCUUUCCGGGAGGGGCCGAAGGGGGCUGGGUGAUUGGUCACCGUGCCCGGGCUCGCGCGCGGGGGGCGGAGACCGGGACUGCGGGAGAGGGACGUGCGCGCCAGGCGGGGCCGGGGCGGGGCGGGCGCGCGGGGGGCGGGGAGGGGGCGGCCCUGGGCUCGCUGCGGCCCCGCCCGGCCCCGGCCACCUGCGCCCCGCCCCGCCGGCCGCGCCCGAGCCCGGGAACCUCGGAGCCGCCCUGGGCGAGUGGUUGCUAGUCCCCGGCCUCGUGCGUCUCCGGGGGUCUCAGUCCCUGCCCGCGGGAUGCGGUCGCGCUGAGAGCCGGGUCUGCGGGGUUGUUGGAGUCCCGUGCGGGACGCGGCUGCUCCUGUCGCGGGGUGAGAAGUCGGGGGCGCCGGGGGAGGGCAUGACCGACUCCACCGCCAUGCAGAACAAGGAAAUAGACUGUCUGAGUCCAGAAGCGCAGAAACUGGCGGAGGCCAGGCUUGCGGCGAAGCGUGCGGCCCGCGCCGAGGCUCGCGAGAUUCGCAUGAAGGAGUUGGAGCGGCAGCAGAAGGAGAUCUAUCAGGUUCAAAAGAAAUAUUAUGGGCUGGAUACAAAGUGGGGUGACAUCGAGCAAUGGAUGGAAGACAGCGAGCGUUACUCCCGUAGAUCCAGGAGGACUAUGUCGGCUUCCGAUGAAGACGAGCGCGUGUCAGUGAGUAGUCGUGGAAGUCUGAGGCUGCAGCCUGACUCGGAGUCUGGGGGCACCUCCGCCUGGACAAAUGGUUAUGAUGGAGAAUUAUAUGGACCACAGUCCCUGAAUAGAAGAUCUGGCAGGAAAUCCAGCUUCAGCGGAGACGGCCGAUUCUCUACCUGGUCAUCAUCAAGGGGGGAGAAGGGGCUCCCCUGCUCAGACCUCGGGCUCCCCAGUGGCGGCCUUGGUUCCAGAUCCCUGUCUGCCCAGGAUGGAAUCCGGGCGUCGGCGCUGGAUGGCAGUGGGCUCGGCGGGGCUCGCUGGAGCGGUGCGGCCGGUUCCCACGCUCCCUCGGACUGCAGCGGCCACCUCGCCUCCGGCUCCCGUGCCUCCUCCAGGGCCAGCUCGGCGCGGGCCAGCCCAGUGGUUGAAGAGAGACCAGAAAAAGAUUUCACUGAGAAGGGGUCUCGCAACAUGCCCAGCUUGUCUGCAGCCACACUUGCCUCGCUGGGGGGCACGUCCUCUCGGAGAGGCAGCGGAGACACCUCCAUCUCCAUCGACACCGAGGCAUCCAUUAGGGAAAUUAAGGAACUCAAUGAGUUAAAGGACCAGAUUCAGGAUGUAGAAGGCAAAUACAUGCAGGGAUUGAAAGAGAUGAAGGACGCCCUGGCAGAAGUUGAAGAGAAAUAUAAGAAGGCCAUGGUUUCCAAUGCUCAGCUGGACAACGAAAAGACCAACUUCAUGUACCAGGUUGACACCCUGAAGGAUGUGCUGCUGGAGCUUGAGGAGCAGCUGGCAGAAUCGAGGCGACAGUAUGAAGAGAAAAACAAAGAGUUCGAAAGGGAAAAGCAUGCACACAGCGUUCUCCAGUUCCAGUUUGCCGAAGUGAAGGAGGCUCUGAAGCAGAGAGAAGAAAUGCUGGAGGAAAUCCGACAGCUACAGCAGAAACAGGCGAGUUAUACCAGGGAGAUUUCUGAUCUUCAGGAGACAGUAGAGUGGAAAGACAAAAAGAUAGGGGCGUUAGAGAGGCAGAAAGAGUUCUUUGAUUCCGUAAGGAGUGAACGAGAUGACCUUAGAGAAGAAGUAGCCAUGCUGAAAGAGGAAUUAAAGAAACAUGGAAUAAUCCUAAAUUCAGAAAUAGCUACCAAUGGAGAGACUUCUGGCCCUCUAAACGACGUUGGAUACCAAGGUUUCACCAAGAUGACAAAAGAAGAGCUCAGCGCCCUCACGGCGACAGGGGAUGGGACGCUGGGAAGAGCCAGUGAAGUGGCGGUGAAAAGUGAAAUGGUGGAGAAUGUGGGGCAAAGAGAAAUCUUGCAGAAUACUGAGCAAGAGCCGCACAAAGAGGACACAGUAAAGGACUGUGUGGACACAGAGGUGUUACAUCCUGGUGAAAGUGCCGAGGACCAGAGCUCCUCAGAAGACAGUGCCCCGUCCCCAGGGACAUUAGCGAACGCUGGAUGUGAGGAGCAGGUUCAAGGCCACAUUCUAGAGCACCCGGCUUUCCCUAAAAACACAGAGCAGAUUCAGUCAGAUAAUGUCGUCGACUUGCCAGGUGAUAGGACAACGGCUUCCCUUGAGCAAAACAGAUGUUUGCCUGAUUUAGAGAGUGAAAUUCCAGGUCCCUUGGUUGGGCAGAGCAGUUGUAAUGACUUGGGUAUCGAAAAUGGAAGUAAAGAGUCUGCAGAAAUGCAGGAAAAAGAAAACCAAGAGGAUUUUAAAACCAAUUUGGGAGAGGUUAGUGCUAAACCAUGUCAGGGAUCUGUUCCUUUGCAGCUCUCAGAAGUUGAAAGGGUAAGCAGUGCAGGCACUGGGGGGCAACCUGGGAGCCCCACAAAUAGUGUGGUAGAGGCAGGGGGUGCUGACGUUGGGGAGCAAGUGAGCACAAGGGCCUCAAGUUCCCCAGAGCGUAGCGAUGACCCAGUGAGUUGUGGUGAGAAACAUGGGUUAGUAGAUGCCCCUCAAGAGUUGGACCCAAGCACAGCACAUAGUCUAGAGAAGGAACUCGCCACCCAGGAUGUCGCUGAGCCCAAGGAGGCCCCAAUGCAGAGGGAGAACAGUAAAGAAGAGGACGGAGAAACAGAAUUAAUGGAUGAGAGACCAAGUCAGCCCGAAGUCAAAACCAUUCCUUCUUCUCCAGCAGCCCAGAGUGACCAUCAGGAAGCAGCAAGUGCAAGGAUGUUAGAUGCUGAAAGUGGACCCCUAGAUCCGAGAGAACCUGGUGAAGGAAAGAGUAACCAGCAGGGAGAGGUGCUGGAUUCAUCACCGAAGAAGACGAAGAGCAAGAAAAAGAAAAACAAGAAGAAAAAAUCACCAGUCCCUGUGGAAACCCUUAAAGAUGUUGCUAAAGAGUUAACAUUUCAGAACACAGACUUAAGUGAAGUUAAGGAAGAAGAGCAGGAGACCUUUACUGACAAGAAGCCAGCAGAGGAAGCACAAGGUGAGGUAGCCCCAGAUCCAAACCAGGACGUUGUAACGGGAAUCAGUGAAAAUGUUAAUUGUCCAGAAAAUCCUAAAAUUGAUUUGGAUGGGAAACUUAACCAAGAAGAUGACGAUGAAGGAGCCAAGGCAGGGGAAGGAGUAGCCGAUGGAGACAUGUUAGAUUUUGAGGAUGGUGCCGCUCAACCACCAAGCCCUAGUGGUGGAGAUAAAGAAUUGGAUGAGGGUGUUAUAAAAGAUAACACCAAAGAAGAUGGUGCUGACCAGAUCUGUCCUCCAGAACCGAAGAAUGAAGAAAUACAGAGCAGCACCCUGCUCGAAAAUGAAAGUCCCCCACAAGAAAUUAAUGGUGCCCCCCAAAUAGAAAGUAACGAGAAGCGUGCGGUAUCAGAGCAUCCGGGUCAUGCAGUUGAAGAGGCUCUGGAUAGCAUUAAUCUAGAAGACGCAGACUCUCCAGCACCAGCGGGAGAAGUGGGGGACCUGGAGUUGGAAAGCAAAAACGAUGCAAGAAGUAGAAACGAGAAGGGCAGAAGCAAAGAAGACUGCACCAUGUCGUAAAGCGAGGCAGAGAGCAGAAGGGGCACAGGCUCAUACGGUGAGGUUUAGAGGGGUCAGGGGCCAAGGACUCGGCACAGUAAGUGGAAACACUUGUGUUUUUUCUCAGCUGGGGAUAUUCUUCAAAUGUUCUAACUCGAUAUAGAUGCACUGUAUGACAAUCAACCACCAAGUUACCAACAUUAUACUCUAAGUUAUAGACUGUUACCUAUAGAUUUAUAUUUAAUCAUUAAGGUUAUCACCCAGAUUAGAAAGAAAGGCACAUUUGCUGUUAAGUGUAAGUUCUAAUUGAAAGCAUUCCAGUAAUGUCAAACAAUAGCGUAUACUGUUUAUAUUCCUGCUUAAAAAUCAGAAUAAAAGUACCAAACAUUUGCCUUAGGCUGAUGUGAAUAUGGAUAUUCUUGACCAGAUAUAUCAGCAUUUAACUGAGAUGACCAAAUGGCAUUCUGAGGUUUUUUUUGUGAGUAUAAUUGAUGUUUAAUUUGUCUCAUUCAAAUAUAUGUACUUUCACAUUUGAUUUUAAUUUGUAUAUUAUAAUCUCUGUGGUAUUUAAGGGAUAUAAACGGCCAAAUAGCAUAUGUCACUGAGUGAUAAGAAUUGCACUUUAGGGCGAUAAUUACUCUUUUUAGGGAUAAGGAAUAACUGUCUUAAAGCAACUGGGAGAUCGUGUUCACCCUGACCUCAAAUAAGUAUGCCAUUUCACACCAGUACUCCUGAAUCUCAUUGUUGGUGAUACCUGAAUUUUCUUUAAUGGGAGAUUUUGACUUCCCUUCAUUCUGGUUAUGUACCAAAUUAAUUUCAUACAAAGAUUCCAAAAAACAUUUUGUUCCGGAAGAGACAUGAUGAAAUGGCAUUUCCUAUUGCAGUGUUUGUGCAAAGAGAGUUGCUUGUAAAGUUGAUUUUUUUUAACUUUAAAAUUACUUCUCUUUCUGUUCAAACAUCUAAUCAUUAUUCAAAAGAGCAAUCCAAAAGGUUACCGUUCCUGUGCAAAUUGCUAUUAGACUUUAAUAGGACUUUUUAAAUAGUUGAAUCACUUUUGGUUAUUUUGGUAUAAAUGUUUUCGUUUAUUGUUUGUCAGUGUACUGUUAUUGGAAAAUUCUUAUUUUGAUCUGCUUGAAGGAAAUAUAUAUUUUCUAUAUAAAGGAACUUUUUAAAAAAUUGUAAAAUACUAAACGUCCAGUGGAAUGUACAUUGUGAAAGUGGUUGACACCAUGAACUUACGUGAGUUGAUGUUACUGUUACAAGAUAUAAUUGGGUGCAAAGAGACCAAAACCUCAGUAAAAUUUGAGGCAAAUACAAGUGUUAUUAUGCAAUUGAAAUAAAAACAUUUUAUAAUUUUAAAAGCCUGUGAUGCCA
Choloepus didactylus (southern two-toed sloth) is the source of this 5696-nucleotide messenger RNA. RefSeq names its product LRR binding FLII interacting protein 1 (gene LRRFIP1). Gene Ontology annotation, biological process: regulation of transcription by RNA polymerase II. The transcript has 21 exons. Bases 87 to 4343 code for a protein of 1418 amino acids. NCBI's taxonomy places the organism in Eukaryota, Metazoa, Chordata, Mammalia, Pilosa, Megalonychidae. The record is from RefSeq and is a predicted model, not a curated record. Gene Ontology annotation, molecular function: RNA polymerase II cis-regulatory region sequence-specific DNA binding; DNA-binding transcription factor activity, RNA polymerase II-specific.